Molecule: messenger RNA, 2705 nt
Organism: Phodopus roborovskii (desert hamster)
Lineage: Eukaryota; Metazoa; Chordata; Mammalia; Rodentia; Cricetidae
Gene: Ggn
Product: gametogenetin
Exons: 3
Coding region: 508-2643 (711 amino acids)
Biological process (GO): gamete generation; double-strand break repair
Molecular function (GO): ubiquitin protein ligase binding
Source: RefSeq, a predicted model, not a curated record
AAGGCGAAGGGGGCUUGCACAUCGGGUAGACACCCUAGUAUUUCUAAGGGUGAGCUAGGUUCGAAGGGCUGCACUCAAACUGGUCCACGAGGGGCGUGGUCUCGAGCUCUGGGCGUGGCCUAGAUCUCGGGGGUCGUCCUCGCUGUCUCGCCCACUUGCCUUCACCCGCACACCCGUUCUUUUCGGUUAUUUUCUGCUACGGCCGUUCCCCGCCCUGCCCUGGGUCCACGGGGCCGUGGUCUGAUCUUUGGUCGGCUGUAGGAGUCGAGAGGCUGGCAAGAACCGAUCCCCGAAGCUUGGAGGUCCCGGGUGUGGCCAAAGUGUUAGGGAUGUGAUCUAACAGCCAAGGAGUCAGGGUUGGCACCUUAGUACAUUAAGAAGUUGGGUUCCAAGAGUAAGAACCGCGGUUUUGAGAGCAUGGGGAAGUGGGCGUGGCCAUGACGAAUCGGAGAACUGGAGACUUAAAGAGACGGGGGCUGCGAGAAUAUUAAAGGACAGGGCAGACCAAUGCAGACAGGGACAGUCCAAGAACAGCCGGAGCCGUGGAGUCCCCGCAGAACCCGCCCACUGACUGGUGGAAGUUUAUUUAACCACAGUCUCCGACCUCCGUCGAAAAUGGGGAACGUGCAGUCGGAGCCUUCCGCGGGCGGGGGCUCCCGAAAAGAGCAGGCCUCGGACCGCGCAUCCGACUCCCGCAGGACGCCUCUGGUGGAGCCCGAGGUGACCCCCUCAUCCCCAGCCAUGCGCCUGGCUCGAGGGCUGGGCGUCUGGUUCCCUGGCAGUUCCGGGCCCCCGGGACUCCUGAUACCCCCGGAGCCCCAGGCCUCACCCUCGCCCCUGCCCCUGACCUUAGAACUGCCCUCGCCAGUGACACCCCCUCCAGAGGAGGCGGCUACGGCGACGGUCUCCACACCGCCCCCACCCCCCGUGGGGACCCUGCUGCCCGCGCCAUCUAAGUGGCGAAAGCCCACGGGCACUGCAGUGCCUCGGAUCCGCGGCCUCUUGGAGGCGAGUCAUCGUGGCCAGGGUGACCCUCCGAGCCUCCGCCCGCUGCCGCCGCUGCCCCGGCAACUGCCCGAAAAAGAACCGGUCCCGAGGGCCCCAGCCCCACCUCCGACGCUCCUGGAGCCUCGGAAGCAGCUACCGCCAGCACCUCCGCCUUGCGACCAGCAGUCCCCGAGCCGCAGAAUCACUCUGGCCUCGUCGGCCACAAGCCCCCCAGAAAGCCAGGUCAGACACGGCAGCGAGGGCCAGGCGGCCGGGGGAGCCCGCGGAGGGGCGCCUCCCCAAGCCGGAGAGGGUGAAAUGGCUCGGUCUGCUACUUCCGAGUCCGGCCUGAGCCUGCUGUGUAAAGUCACCUUCAAGUCGGGGCCCCACUUGUCCCCCGCGUCGGCCUCAGGCCCCUUAGCAGCCAAAGCCUCACAGGGCGCCGGCGGUGGCGGAGGACUGUUUGCCUCUUCGGGAGCCAUCUCUUAUGCUGAGGUCCUGAAGCAAGGGCCCCAACCUCCUGCAGCCACUCGUCCUUUGGCAGAGGUCCCUCGAACAGCUCAGGAAACCGAGGGCGGUGAUGGAGAUUGUGAAGGGUGUUCUGGUCCCCCUUCGGCGCCUGCUCCCCUUGCCCGAGCUCUACCACCACCCCCUUACACCGCCUUCCCAGGUUCAAAGCCCAAAUUCGACUGGGUGAGCCCUCCCGAUGGCACUGAACGGCACUUCCGAUUCAACGGGGCAGUCGGGGGAAUCGGGGCACCCCGACGGCGCACAACCACACUCUCAGGGCCUUGGGGCUCCCCUCCACCAAGGUCAGGUCAGACGCAUCCAGCUUCAGGGCCUCGGAGGCCCACACCUGCCUUGCUGGCGCCACCCAUGUUCAUCUUCCCGGCGCCCACCAAUGGCGAGCCUGUACGCCCAGUGCCUCCAGGCCCGCAGCAGACACCUCCGUUGCCACCGCCACCGCCCACACCACCAACCACGCCGCCGCCACCGGUGCCGCCACCCACACCGCAGCCACCAGCACUUCCGAGGACGCCGAUACUGGUGGCCCAUACACCUAUCCCAGACCCUGGCCACGUGGAGCCAGCCUUGGCUCCCACCCCUGCCCCCAUUCUGCCUCCUCCUCCGGUGGCUGCAGACCAGGCCCCGCCCCCGCCCCCGCCCCCGCCUCCAGCCCCCGCUCCGGCCACGUCCCCAGCUCCAGCAACCACCACCACCACCACCACCGAGCCAUCACCGCCAGUGCCCCAGCCCACCAAGAUUCGUACACGCAAGAACAAAGGUCCCCGGGCGGCCCGGGGCGUGAUCCGUGAAGAGGUUGUAUCUGGAGACGGUCCUCGAGAACUGACUGCGACUCCGGUGGCUGACGGCAGCAGUGGAGGGGGUAGCAGCAGCGGAGCCUCCACAGCUGGGGCCCCCAACAAGGGUGCAGUGCGCCACUGGCCGCCUUUCGAGGUGCUUACUUCUUGUCCCUGCAAGUGCUACUGCCGCCAUCAACCCCGUCACCGACGCCUGCCACGCAACGUGUCUGCCUGGCUGAGUACACCCACCAACCACCUGAGUGAGCCGCCCUGGGUGGCCACUGUCAAGCUGGCUGGCUCCCUAGUAGCUGGCCUGGAGCGCUACGACUUGCAGGCCACCCAUUCCAACUGAGUGCGUCCGCCCAACACCCUCUGCCUCACCUUCCUUGAAUAAAGUACCCAGUCUACACAGCU